CGUGACACGCAGGCUGUCCGGGGGAAACAUGGCGGAAGUGGAGAGACGUCAGCGUGGGGAGAAAGAGGAGCGGUGUAAGGGGCUAUGAGGAGAGAGAGAGACAGGCAGACAGACAGACAGAGAGAGAGAGAGAGAUAGACAGACCCCGGGAUGGCGGACGAAACCCUGACGCUGUUAAUCAGGCUGCUCGCUGCGGCUUUUUAUGGCGUGAGUUCUUUCCUCAUAGUUGUGGUAAACAAAAGCGUGCUGACCAACUACAGGUUUCCUUCAUUGAUAUGUCUCGGCAUCGGGCAGAUGUUGGCCACAGUGGUGGUGCUGUGGGCUGGAAAGGCUCUGCGGGUGAUCACCUUCCCUGGGUGGGAGUUCAACAUCCUCAGCAAGACCUUUCCUCUACCUCUUCUAUAUGUAGGCAAUCAAGUAACCGGACUGUUCGGAACAAAAAGGCUAAAUUUGCCAAUGUUUACAGUGUUGAGGAGGUUCUCCAUUUUCUUCACGAUGCUUGCUGAGGGCUUCUUGUUAAAGAAGAAAUUCUCAUGGCCAGUUCAGCUCACUGUAUUCACAAUGAUCUUUGGGGCUUUUGUGGCUGCAAGUGCCGACCUGUCCUUUGACCUACAGGGCUAUAUAUUCAUCUUGAUGAACGACGUCCUAACUGCUGCUAACGGAGCCUUUGUGAAACAGAAACUGGACUCUAAGGAGCUGGGAAAGUACGGUCUACUCUAUUACAACGCUUUAUUUAUGAUCCUGCCAACACUCCUUUUGGCACACGUCACUGGAGACAUGGACAAGGCCCUGCAUUACGAGGGCUGGUCAGAUGCAUUAUUUGUUGGACAGUUCGUCCUGUCUUGCGUCAUGGGGUUUAUCUUGAUGUACUCCACUGUUCUGUGCACUCAGUACAACUCGGCGUUAACGACGACCAUAGUUGGCUGUCUGAAAAAUAUAUUAGUGACGUAUAUUGGAAUGGUGUUUGGAGGGGAUUAUAUUUUCUCCUGGACUAACUUCAUAGGUCUGAAUAUCAGUAUUGCUGGUAGUCUGGUUUACUCGUACAUAACGUUCACGGAGGAACAGAGCAGCAAACAGGGAGAGAGCAUCAACAAGCUUGAGGUGAAAGGGAAAGUGUCUGUAUGAGCAGCACUUCAGCUCAAGGCUCCGUGGAAACCGAAUCAUUUUGUGUUUUCGCUUUGGAUGACCCAGAAUGUGAAGAGCAAAAACGUGUCCGGACUGAUGAACUGAGCAAGAAGAGACACGUUAAACUGCCAAGUGAGGUGUGGCGGUGAUAUUGUGAAAGAGAAAAAACUUUGGAUAUAGUGACUUAUCCUCCAGCUUUAGCACUCCAAUUUUUUUUUUAAACAUAUGUUUAUGGGAGAUUUAGACUGUAUUUUGAAGCCAUUUUAUUUUAUUUUAUUUUAUUUUUUUGGGGGGGUACGCUCAACUUGAAUUUCUAUAUUUUCUUAUCAAGCUAAACAAUAUGAAUUGUCCUUUAUGGCAGUAUUGUGCGGUUGUUGUUUUUUUUGUUUGUUUCCGUGAAUGUGCCAUGUUCUUGGUAUUUUGUUAAUAGAAGGGUUAUGAUGAUUUUUUAUUAUUUUUUUUGUAUCAAAUGUCUGUGUAGACAUUCCACCUGCUAGGAUCAUGUAGUAACGUGUGUGGGUUUUUUUUUUUUUGGUGCUCUGCUGUUUUCUUCUAAAGUGAACAAUGCGAUACUUGCACUUUAAACAGAUCACAGGUACUUUUUUUUUUUUCAUGAUUAACAAGGAAACGUUUACUAUAGAUUUAUGAAAACUCCAAUUUUCCAUAGUUUUUUUGAACUGUAUUUGGGUGAUGAGAGGAAAAAGCAAAGAUGUAUGUCCCACGUACAUCAGCAGUAAUAUCAUUGGUACUUUUUGACUGAGUCAAACUGUGAAGACAAGUUCAGUCAGUGCUAUCUAGAUGUUAUACAUCUGGAAUCCUCUGUAAUUCGGCUGUAUCCAGUCCGUAUAUUUUUGCCUGCAUGCAAGACACAUAGACAUUAAAACAUUUAUCACUCGGUUGGAUUUUUUUUUUUUUUUUCUUCUUCAGGUAAAUGCUCAGCUUUCAAGCUUAAGGAUGUUAAAGUGAUAUACAUGUGUGUAAUUUUUUGUUCAUAGUUCUUUUUAAAGGAACAGUCCACCGUACUUCCA
Messenger RNA from Neoarius graeffei (lesser salmon catfish), 2153 nucleotides. RefSeq names its product solute carrier family 35 member D1a (gene slc35d1a). The record is from RefSeq and is a predicted model, not a curated record. Gene Ontology annotation, cellular component: Golgi apparatus. Lineage: Eukaryota; Metazoa; Chordata; Actinopteri; Siluriformes; Ariidae. Bases 151 to 1125 code for a protein of 324 amino acids. The transcript is spliced from 12 exons. Gene Ontology annotation, molecular function: antiporter activity; GDP-fucose transmembrane transporter activity.